CCCGAAACCUCGGUUGUUUUGUAAAGGUUUUCCAUUCUGGAAGACUUUGUUAGUCAGCCAUGGAGUAUGAGGCUAAUCCUGACCAUUCAAAGAGGUUUCUACUGAUAUUCGGCUUUGCCGUUGGAUUGUGUACUUUUGGCUAUGGUUUUUUACUCAACCGGACCGAAUUAUCAUACACCUCGGUUAGACUUGGGAAUUCCGUCUACCGGGCAUCGUACGACAGACUCAUAGUUUUACUUGUCGAUGGUUUGGCCUUCGAUUUUGUUCGGAAGGAAUCCGCCACGUACACGGACAAUAUUGUGGGUCACAUGUCCACCAUCAAUCAACUCCUCCGAACCCCAAACGCUAGACUUCUUCACUUCCUUGCUGACCCCCCGACAACUACCUUGCAGCGAUUGAAAGGUCUUGUAACUGGAAGUAUGCCCACUUUCGUCGAUGCGGGUUCGAAUUUUGGGAGUUCCGAGCUAAAAGAAGAUAACCUGAUUCAUCAGUGGACUCAAGCGAGAAAGCAAAUCCGAUUUGUGGGUGAUGACACAUGGAUGGGACUCUUUCCAACCAGCUUUCACGACGCACACCCUUGUCCCUCUUUCAACGUGAAGGACUUGGAUACUGUUGACCAGACCGUCGUUUCAUAUGUUUCCUCUGCAUUGGACAACUCCUCUGAUUGGGAUGUUCUGAUUGGCCACAUGUUGGGCGUUGAUCACUGCGGUCAUACGUACGGUCCGGCACACCCAGAAAUGCGCCGAAAGCUGCGUGAAGUCGAUCAGUUUGUCAGGGUGAUCAUAAACAAGUUGAAUGAGAAUGAUCUUCUCGUAGUUUUGGGCGACCACGGCAUGACGGCGUCGGGAGACCAUGGCGGUGAUAGUUCAGCUGAGCUAGAUGCUGCACUUUUCGUCUAUUCGUCCCGUGGGUUCCAUUCAGCCGGUGAGCAAGGAUUCGGAAACGGAACGGCGCGCAUUGAUCAAAUCGACCUGGUACCGACUCUGGCCUCGUUGACCGGUGUCCCGAUCCCGUACUCAAGUCUUGGUGUCUGUGUUAAGGAGAUCCUGUCACCAGACGUAGAUUUUCGUCAGUGUUUACUGGCGAAUUUUGUGCAGCUCAUAGACUACACACUGACUUACUGCCGUGAAAUCGGACCGUUCCCAAUGGAAAGCGAACUGAAGCAAUUUUUCGCUAACAUGAGCGUUUUGGACAGAUAUGGCAUUUUGGCAGCCUCACAAACCAUAGAUUCGAAUACAAUGGAACACUUGCUCCGCAAGCUACAACAGGCGUUCCGCCAACACUGGACGCGAUUCGACCUGCAGAAGAUGUGGGCCGGUCUAUGUGUGAUGUUUUCGACUGUGGUACUUGCUAUUUGUCCCUCUCAGAAGUCUGAGUUAUCUAUUUUUGGGGUACAGCUGUUCACUGCCAUCAUGCUUCUCCUUGUCCCGACGGUUAACUCAAUCGUUCAACUGUCAGUCAGUAUCCUUGUAUUUGGGUUCGGCUCUGUUAAGUUGUGCGUCGAAGCAUUCCGCAAUUUGAUUUAUAGGUCUUCGCAUCUUAGUCCGCUGAUUCUCGUUGUCUUUUUGGCUGGGAGCCAUUUUUCUAACAGCUUCUUAGUUCAUGAAAUUCAAGUGACUACAUAUCUCGUCCAGACUCUACUUGUGUAUCAUUUUGUUCGAUCUGUGCUACGGGUUCCCGACCAACUUUCCUGGCUGACUUUCACUUAUAUCUCUCCUUCCGUUUUCCUCAUGCUACUAACACGCUUAUCUAGACUUCUCGAAGUUUGCCGUGAGGAAUCUUUCCCAUCUUCCAGCUGUCGCACGAACACAGACCCUUGGAUAACGAAAUCGCUAGCAAAGCUUUCCUUCAGUGAAGCGCGUUCAGUGGUCUUGUUUCGGAUAGUACUGUCAGUUGGCACACUGAUAUCGAUUAUAGCCUUGCAUAAAAGUUGGCUUCGAAAACUGGACCCUUUGUUCCGAAAAUGUUGGGCAAGUAUGUAUCUUCUUCAAACAGGAAUUAUUUUCGCUGGUCUCCUCUUGGUCGGAUGUUGGUUUCUGGAUGCAGCGCAAUCCAUUCAAUCGCAAGUGAAUACUUCAUCUUUACACCUUCUGCGAGUGCAUCUCGCCCGUGGUUUGCUGUUGAUCCUUCUGCUGUGCUUCCUACAUUCAGCAAAGUUGUUGCCAAAGAUUGCGCCUUUACAGAAUGGUGGACGUUUCGUUUCAGCUAUUCCACCCGGUUCGAAUGGCCUGUCAUAUGACCAUCCUGUCUCCGUCUUCAAGACCGGAAACCCUAGUUGCUCGCACGCGUUGGAAAUUUGGACAUGCACUACAUUAGUCCUGUUACCGUUGCUUGGUAUCAUGGUCUUCUUGAACGAAGUUCACAUUCUACCCAUGUUCUGUAUUACCAUCUCGGUUGUGGUCUAUGCCAUUCUUCAUUCGUCUUCUCUGUCUACCGUCUCCGAUCGAACUGAUGUCUCACGUCGUUCCAUACUGGCUGCUUCGUGGCACGUGGUCGUCUUUAUCUGUUUAUUGGACAACCUGUCCUUCUACGUCACUGGACAUCAACCGACAAUAGCAGGCAUUCCGUGGGAGGCAGCAUUUGCGGCCUAUGCUGGUGAUCAUCAGACGCGGGUACUUCCCGCUUUCAUGGUCAUGCUUCACCUGUUCGCUGGCCCAAUUCUGCUGGCACUCAGUUUACCCACAUUUAUCGUGAUUUUCUUCAAACCUAAGUUGGCAGGAGUUUCGAGCUCCGUGGGCGGAUGUUCACUACCUGGGGAAUUGGUGACCGUUCAGCUGGAACUCCUACAUAUCUCCCGUGCCACCGAUGUACUAUUCUGGCGUUUUUUCACUGCAAAGUCAAUUUUGACCUUCGCAUGUGCCCUAAGUGCGUGUUUACUUCGUCGACAUCUGAUGGUUUGGAAAAUAUUCGCCCCUCGUCUUCUGUUCUCAGCUGCAAGUUUAUUGGUUACUGGAGUGGUCCUCACUUUCGUGCGAUUGACGUUUGUUAACUAUGUCUUACGCAUCUAUCACAGACAUCACCUUCGCAUGUGCCCUAAGUGCGUGUUUACUUCGUCGACAUCUGAUGGUUUGGAAAAUAUUCGCCCCUCGUCUUCUGUUCUCAGCUGCAAGUUUAUUGGUUACUGGAGUGGUCCUCACUUUCGUGCGAUUGACGUUUGUUAACUAUGUCUUACGCAUCUAUCACAGACAUCGUUAGCCUAUUUAAACCACCCAUCUUCUGGAUAAAUCAAUGUUUUUUCCCGUUAUCUCAUUGAGCACAGAACUGUGAUAUCCUAUGGAACGAUUCAUUUGUAUUUUUCAUUCAACGCUUUCCGUUGAGUAGCAAUUGUUUUAAGAAUUGGUAUAUGUGUGUUAGGUUUUAAUCUUUUAUACCAUGACUUUUACACUAUAUCUUCGGUUUUCUGGAAUGAGUUCGCUUUUUGUGCAAGCAGCAUUUGCUGCUUGUUCCACAACGCUUUGCUCGAUUGACGGUGUUUUCCGUCUCACUUUGGUGUGGGACAGCUUACGAUGUCAACGUCAGAUGCUAUCAGCCAAACUUACAAACUUGUUAACUUUCGUAACUUGUUGUUGGAUCGAGCCGAAAAUGACCCACUAUUGGUCAGUUUUGGUAAUUUGAGUGGCGUGGAUGAAAACGACUUAUGUUGAAGCUGUUU
Molecule: messenger RNA, 3652 nt
Organism: Opisthorchis viverrini
Lineage: Eukaryota; Metazoa; Platyhelminthes; Trematoda; Opisthorchiida; Opisthorchiidae
Exons: 8
Coding region: 60-3161 (1033 amino acids)
Biological process (GO): GPI anchor biosynthetic process
Cellular component (GO): endoplasmic reticulum membrane
Molecular function (GO): mannose-ethanolamine phosphotransferase activity
Source: RefSeq, a predicted model, not a curated record